Molecule: messenger RNA, 3474 nt
Organism: Mytilus trossulus (common blue mussel)
Lineage: Eukaryota; Metazoa; Mollusca; Bivalvia; Mytilida; Mytilidae
Product: GH3 domain-containing protein-like
Exons: 7
Coding region: 72-1997 (641 amino acids)
Cellular component (GO): cytoplasm
Molecular function (GO): acid-amino acid ligase activity
Source: RefSeq, a predicted model, not a curated record
AUUGAGAAUUUGUAGACGAAAAAAUGAGGAUGAAAAUAGUAUUCAAAGGUAUGUAACGGGAGACAAACAGAAUGGCGUGGAGUUUGGUGAUAUCUGUGUUAUCCUUUACUUUUGUGGUGUAUCUCCUUCACUAUUCUCACUACCUACUAACCGUUCGUAAUGGCCUAGAUGGACUUCUAGAACAUUUAUGGUCAUGGGUUUUAAUACCAGUGUUUAGUGCCACCAGUUAUGUCUGUUAUGAUUUCUACAGAAGGAAUGUGACACCAAAUCAUACAAUAAGAACGUCAAUAGAUCAUUAUAUCGCUAUCUCAUCCUUGUCAUGGGUCGGAUGGUACAUGAGACGGAAAUUAGAAAAAGCAACAAAAAAUGUAAAACAGGCACAAGAUGAACUCUUAUUACAGAGACUGAAAGAUAAUGCGGAGACAUCAUACGGGAAAGAAUAUCAAUUUGGAGAAAUAAAAGAUAGGGAAGAAUAUGUCAGAAGACAUCCAUUGACAAGAAUUUCUCAUUACGAGCCAUAUAUACAAAAAAUGUUAGAAACAAAAGAAUGUGAAAAUAUUCUGACACAUAAAAAGCCAAUUCAGUUUGCUGUGACGUCAGGUACCUCAGGUAAGAGUAGUGUAUUACCUAUGACAGGUGAGCAAAGACUAGCAUUCUUUACACAUGGAAUCGCUGUAGUAUACAAUAGUUUACUCCAAUCUUUACCAGAGAACAAAUGUAUUCAGAAAAGUUUGAAAUUAUUUUAUACUCCACGAUGGAGAGAAUCAGCUGGAGGCCUCCCUAUUGGACCUAACUCCUCCUCUCCAACUAAUUCCAAGGCCUUACUUAGUAUAUACUCAACACCUAAACCUGGGUUUGAAGUCCUUACAGAGCCUGAAGCAUUGUACAUCCAUUUAUUGUUUGGUCUCAAGGACAAAUAUCUUGGAAUGGUAGAAGCUAAUUUUGCUUCAAUUGUACUCAUAGCAUUCCAAGCAUUAGAAAUGCAAUAUAAAAGUCUUAUAGAGGACAUUGAAUUAGGAAGAAUUAAUCCAGAUCUUAAAAUCUCUGAUGAGACCAGAAAUGAACUAAACAAACUUUUAUCUCCGGAUAAAAACCGUGCCAAUGAACUACGAGAUGCUUUCAAAGGAGGUGCUGCCGGACUAGUUAAACGUGUCUGGCCUACAUGUCAUUUAAUUCUUGCUGCUGACACUGGUGUGUUUACUUUGCCUGCCAGUAUCCUAAUGGAGACAUAUUGUAAAGGCAUCCCUAUGUAUUCUCCAUUAUACGCAGCAUCAGAAGGCUUACUAGGUGUCAAUAUCUGGCCUGAGGAUAAACCAAGUAGAUACAUGCUGGUUCCUGGUUAUAUGUUCUUUGAGUUUAUACCAGUACAACAUUGUGAUGAAGAUCAACCACAAACACUCUUCUUAGAUCAGGUUGAGCUUGGUAAAGAGUAUGAGUUAGUGAUAACCAAUGCUGGUGGUCUGUACAGAUAUAGGUUUGGGGAUGUUGUGAAGAUAGCAGGGUUUCAUCAUCAAUGUCCAAUUAUAGAAUUUAUGUAUAGACAAGGACAGUUCCUGAAUGUAAGAGGAGAGAAGACAUCAGAGAAGACAUUCUAUAAUGCAUUGAUGAAGGCAGUCUCUAGCUGGGAAGGACUGAAGUUAACAGACUAUUGUUGUUCUGAGAGUUUAUUGAUAAGUGAAGAAGGAGAGAAGAAGGGCUAUGCCCCAUUUUAUCAUGUAUUUUUGGAAUUGGAUUCAACAGAUGGAGAUGCUAUGCUGACUGAAGAACAGAAAAAUCGGAUUGACGAGACUCUAAGUGACCUGUCUUAUGUGUAUGGAUCAUUUAGGAAGAAGGGGAGUAUACAGAAAAUGAAGGUGUACAUGGUCAAACCGGGAACGUUUCAGGGACUUAGAAAGUUUGCCAUAGAGACUACACAGGCCUCAGCCAAUCAGUAUAAAAUACCAAGGGUUGUCAAAACUAAGGAAGCUGCAGCAUUUAUGAUGAACAAUGUGAUAUGAUACAAGUUGUAAAUAGCUUGUUGGAGAUUGUGAUACGGUUUAUAUUUUUAAUCCUAUUUAUGAUUUACAAAAGCAUUGUGAUCAACAAUCUAAUAUUUUGUUUAUUUAAUAUUUUUAUACAUUUCAAUUUAAAAUGUUUUGUUUUUGUUUAUAAAACAAGACUUCCACAAAAAACAAUCUUUCUUUUGUUUGACCUGCUGCCUCAUGGACAUUCAUUUGAAAUCUUAUUUUAUUUUCAAUACAAUAAAAACAUUAGUUUUAAACAAUUUUCUUGUUUGACACUUUUGAAUAAAUUUUGAUAGCAAAACAAAGAGAAUAUGCACUAUAAAAUUGAUAAACUAUGUCUGCAACUCUGCAAUACUUAUUUUUAUUAAUCUGUGUGUGUUGAGGAGGGGACACUAUUGCAUGAAAUAUAAUCAAAAUCAUAUUGUCACAAACUUUGAUAGCUGUAAUUUUUAUACCUCAUCUUUGCCGUUGCUGCAUGUGCAGUAAGCUGAACAUUCUUUAGAUCCUUUCCAUGUCCGAUUGUGAACAAUAAAUGUUAAUGAUAUAUUCCAAGUCCGAUUGUGAACAAUUGUUGUUAAUGAUACAUACUCAGAUAUUUAAGUUAUAAAAUGAUGUGCAUAACAAUACAUGUUUAAAAACAUUUUAUUAGAAACAACAUUAGCCAUCUAUGGUCAAUUACAAUUAUUGACAAAAGAGGUAACUGAUUCAAUUUAAUAUAUUUCUAAUUGCUUAUUACAAUAUAAAGUUUAAUCCGUCUGCACCAAAAUCUGACUACUAGUUCAAAGACAGAUAUUCUGACUUUUUCUAUUAAUAUGUGUCUUAACAAUGUUUUGCAAUAACUUACCUCCGAUACAUUUCUAGAAAUGUGAUUGGUUAAAAGCACCCUUGUGGAGACCGUGUAUAUUUGAUAUUAGGUUAGAAGGGAGAUGGGGCUUAUCUCUUUCACGGUUAGUAGUGGUGUUUAACAUUCCUUUAUAUUCCAUAUAAGGUAGUAGGGAGUGCAAUAACUAAUACUAGUCCAAUAUAAUUUUACUAGUCUAGGGCAUUGGACCGCCUAAUGGUGCAUAAAUUUGAAGUUCAAAUUACCAAAUGAAAGUUAUGAUCCUUACCCUUCACUGCCAACAAGUGCUUUUAUAUAUCCUGACUAAAAAAAACUGAUCAGGCAUAUCUAAACAAAUUAGAGCUAUGUUCAUAGUUUAAGUUUGAUAAAUGUAUUUCAAAUUCAGCUUUCAAUAAUGCAUACUUUCCUAAUAUUUACUUUUGUGUUUACUGUGCUUUUGACUAACAGGGAUAACCAGGAAUUGGGGAUUGUGCAAACAUAUGUACUCGAGAGAAAUGAUAUUGUAACUUAUUUUUGUAAAUUCAUGUUGAUAUUGUAUACAAAAGUCUUCAACGUCAUGAUAUUUUACUUCAAUCUAUUGACCGUUAGGAAAUUUAUAUAUUAUUUUCACUGCCAUAUGUUAUUUAUGUU